AUGAAAGUAUAAGACAUAAAAAAUGCUUCAUUCUUUCUUUCAACGAUAAGAAACAAUUUUCAGGCUUUUCCAGAAGAAACUUCUAUUGUAUUAUAUUUAUUUUUUUAGAAGGCGAGAAAAAUACUCCGUUAUUUCUAUCAGGAAACAGAUUGAAGCAGUGUGAGGGUUACUCCAUGAGUGCUUUCCUCACCAGAUUUUAGAGAGCGAAUUUUUGCUCGGUGAUCUUUGUGCGUGUGAAAGCGAAGGUGCAUCAGCCAUGAAGAGCUGCAAAGCCAGUUCCCUGGAGCCGGUGGUGGAGCCAGGAGCGGGCUGCGUGGUGAAGUGCAGCUCGGAGAGGCUGGAGAACGCUGCCAAGAGGAGGCUGGCCGCCAACGCCCGCGAGAGGAGGCGCAUGCAGGGCCUCAACACGGCCUUCGACCGCCUGAGGAAGGUGGUGCCGCAGUGGGGGCAGGAUAAGAAACUCUCCAAGUACGAGACCUUGCAGAUGGCUCUGAGCUACAUCAUGGCUCUGACCAGGAUCCUUGCCGAAGCAGAGAGGUUCAGCGCCGAGCGAGAGUGGCUCAGCCUGCACUGUGAGCACUUCCACGGCGACAGCUACCACCGCUACCCGGCCCAGAAAGCCGCUGCCGACGGCGAGCCUUACGCGCACAGGGCGCUCAGCUACCACCCCGAGCACUUCCAGAUAGCUAACUAGAGCUUCUUGCCACCUAAGGGUGUGCAGCAGGCCUGAUGUGUCACUUAAUAAUUAGCAAGAGUUAAUCUGCUUGACUAAGGUAAUACUGGCGUUAUUAUAGCUCAUUCUUGUUUGCAUCUUACAGUCAUUUGACAAAAUAAAUUUGCUCGCAGAAUGUAAAGCCAAAAGGUGUUUAAGAUGAAUGAAUUUAUUUAAUGCUGGUGGAAAUUAUACUUUUAAUUUGAAGUAUUGCUGGCAGUUGUUUCCUGGUUUAUCUAGUGUAUUUAAUGCUUUAAUUAAAGUUUUUGGUGUCUUUUUUUACUGUGAUGAAUCAUGGCAGUAUUUCUACAUAUCAUGGGACAAGUUGACCCGUGGUGUAACUGAAUGGAAUAGCACCAGAAAUGGAUCUCAUUCCAUGUUUUUCUUUUAAUGUCAGCUUUAAAGUUGUUCUUUAGUGUCUUUUCGCAUAAAUAGUUCACAUGGAAAAAGUUUUAUAAUGUAUUGGAGUUCUAGUCCUCAGAGAACUAACUUUCUUAAACUUUGUAAGUUUGACAUAUGGGUUCCAAAGUUGUGUAGGUUUGCUUUAAUCCAAUUUAUGGUGUCUCUUGUAUGCUCGAAAAAGAGCUGGUUUCAAGUCAUGGAAGGAAUGUUUUAUUUUCAAUGGUUGUAAAAACACGUGUGAUUGUAUACCAUAAAUGAGAAUACUUGUGUGAAAAUAAUCUAAGCUUCUAGAUUUUUGUAGGCUUUAAAUGAUGGGA
Serinus canaria (Common canary) is the source of this 1431-nucleotide messenger RNA. It is a transcript of the gene ATOH7, whose product is annotated as atonal bHLH transcription factor 7. Gene Ontology annotation, molecular function: protein dimerization activity. The transcript has a single exon. Gene Ontology annotation, biological process: neural retina development; regulation of DNA-templated transcription. The coding region runs from base 257 to 694 and encodes 145 amino acids. The record is from RefSeq and is a predicted model, not a curated record. Lineage: Eukaryota; Metazoa; Chordata; Aves; Passeriformes; Fringillidae.